AUGGUCGAGAUGGGGGCAAAACCAAGGCUAAUGGUGCACUGAUGUGAUGUGGACGCGGCGUCGCAGUGUGUUUGCGUGCGUCGUCUGUGUGAGUGUGUGUGUGUGUGUGUGUGAGAGAGAGAGAGAGAGAGUGUGUAUGAGUGAGGGAGAGAGUCGGUGUGUUUUCUCCGUUCACAUCCCCCGGUUGUGUGUUGAAGACGUGAGCAUCCUCCACAGCGAGCCUUCAUAAAGGACUCCGGAGAGAUCCGGGGCUUCACCUCGGACACUAGAAACUGACAGAAGAGCUUGGUCGAGUUGUACUGACAUCAGGAUAACAGUGUCAGGCGGAUUUACCGACCUUACAGAAGUCAAACGGAUAAACCGAGCACUUAUUUGUUCAGGUUUGGACCGAAUUCUCUGACCAGGAUAUUUUUUUUUAAAAAUUUUUUUAUUUCUUCCUUCCUUGCGCGUGUGUGUUUAUGUUUUCGGAUGGUCUCGCGCUCAGCGGAUGGACCACAGAGAUGGAGACGUUUCAUCGGCAGUGAAGAUUUCUAUUUUUUUUUUCCCCCUAACGAUGCUGUUUCUAAACAAAACCAGUGUUUGUUUGUUUUCUUAACCCGUUAACGCCUGACACAACACUGUAACGUCUUUGUUUUGUUCUGACCAACUGAGUUAAAAAGCAAGCGGAUAUUUUUUUCUCCCCCCCCCCCCCACACAGACACACAUUACAGCUGGAUGUUAUUAAGCUGAAAUAAUAUAAUAUAAUAUAAUAUAGCAGCACUUCUAAGGAAAAUAUUCUCCAUGACUUGGAGCACCACAGUGAUUGGUGUAAAUUAAAGUCGUCUCACGAGUAUCGUUAUUACUGAGGAGGAAAGAAUAAGAAGAAGUAAAAAAAAAAAAAAAAUUUUCUCAUUUCCGGUGUCUCAAUCAGUCGUUGCGGAUCGAUUCGGUUUUCUCUCGAGGGAUGAAAGUAAAAGCCCCAUCACUCAGAAAGGCUGGACUUAUUAUUUCCCAAUAAAGACAGGGCGCAGGAUAAAAAAAAGGGCGGGAAACUUGGCGCUCCCCAUCACUCGCUUGUCUCACGCGCGACCUCGUGCUCUCAGCAUUUCUCCUCCACUCGCCUGAGUUUGGCUGUGGUCAUGGAUCUUCGAGGAGAAAACGACGAUGACAACGUGGACUGCGAGCGACCGGCGCCCAUUGAAGUUUUCGCGAGCAGGUCCACUCUCCACGGCAUCGCCCACAUGUUCACCUACGAGCGGCUGUGCGUGAGGCGCUGCCUGUGGAUUAUCUUCUUCGCCGGCUCGCUCUCCUUCCUCGUGUUCGUGUGCGCGGACCGCGUGCGCUUCUACCUGCAGUACCCGCACGUGACCAAGCUCGACGAGAUCUCGACCCCGCUGAUGACCUUCCCCGCCGUGACCUUCUGCAACCUCAACUCGUUCCGCUUCAGCCGCGUCACGCGCAAUGACCUGUACCAUGCAGGAGAGCUGCUCGCGCUGCUCAAUGGCAGGUAUGAGAUUCGGGACACUCACCUGGUAGAGGAGAGCGUUCUAGAGACCCUGAAAGUCAAGGCUGACUUCCUGACCUUCAAACCGCGGCCCUUCAACAUGCGCGAGUUCUACGAUCGAACCGGCCACGACAUCAAGGACAUGCUGCUCUCCUGCUACUACCGUGGGGACAAGUGCAGCGCUGAGGACUUUAAAGUGAUCUUCACUCGAUAUGGCAAAUGCUACACGUUUAACUCUGGCCAGGAUGGACAGCCACUCCGCAUCACCACGAAAGGGGGUAUGGGCAACGGCCUGGAACUAAUGCUGGACAUUCAACAGGACGAAUACCUGCCAGUGUGGGGAGAGACAGAUGAGACGUCUUUUGAAGCCGGCAUCAAAGUGCAGAUCCAUACUCAGGACGAGCCGCCGUUCAUCGAUCAGCUGGGAUUCGGAGUGGCGCCAGGCUUUCAGACUUUUGUGUCCUGCCAGGAGCAGAGGUUGACCUACCUGCCGCCUCCAUGGGGUGACUGCAGGACCGAACCCAUCGACUCCGACUUCUUUACCACCUACAGCAUCACGGCGUGCCGCAUCGACUGUGAGACACGCUACCUGGUAGAGAACUGUAACUGUCGCAUGGUGCACAUGCCAGGAGAUGCUCCAUACUGCACACCAGAACAGUAUAAAGAGUGUGCAGAUCCAGCUUUGGAUUUUCUCGUGGAGAGAGACAAUGAUUACUGUGUGUGUGAGACGCCCUGCAACAUGACGCGCUACGGAAAAGAGCUGUCCUUCGUCAAGAUACCUAGCAAGGCCUCGGCCAAAUACCUGGCCAAGAAGUUCAACAAGACGGAGCAGUACAUUGCAGAUAACAUCCUGGUUCUGGAUAUCUUCUUCGAGGCUUUGAACUAUGAGACUAUUGAGCAGAAAAAAGCCUAUGAGCUGCCUGGAUUACUGGGUGAUAUCGGUGGUCAGAUGGGUCUUUUUAUUGGAGCCAGUAUUCUGACCAUUUUGGAACUCUUUGACUAUCUUUAUGAGGUGAUCAAGUACAAGCUGUGCCGUUGCAGGAAGAAGAACCACAAACGCAGCAACAACAAUGACCGAGGAGCUGUGCUGAGCCUGGACAACGUGCAGUGCCAUCCUCCGUGUGAAAACCUUCGCACUCCAUCUACAUAUUCGGCCAACAUCCUACCUCACCAUCCAGGGCAGGGUAACUUCGAGGACUUCACCUGCUGAGUGAGUGAGUGAGUGAGUGAGCGAGCGAACGAGAGAGAGAGAGAGAGAGAGAGAGAGAGAGGAGCUGUUAGAGUUGGACUCCAGCUCGCAGUGUACAACCAAAGCCGCCUGACUCCAUCGUCACGAACACCCUCCCAUCCCGGCCGACACAGAAUGGAUUUUGACUGGAUGUUUUAACGCACCGCAUUGUGUCAUGUAAAAUAAAAACGAAACAUUGAAACUGUUCCACAACACAACCAUGUGUGUACUUUUAAAGGAUUUUGGAACACUGCCUCAAACGGGAACCCCUUCGUGAAGAAGCCUCUGAGACGUGGACCAUCACAGCUCAAACGGACAGGCUUCCUGUGGGCGGAGUCCCCUGCCUUUUCUGUAUAUAAACAGCGGCUAUACACCGUCUUAACUGAGUGGCUUAAUUAGAUUGUUAGAAAUAAUAUAGUGCUUAAUCCAUGUAGCAGCAUUCGUGGUGACUGAUGGACUCCAGUGACGUGCCACUCACGGUCAGUGUGUCUCCUUGAAGAAUGUAUUUUUCCUACUGACAGGAAAUGAUCAACUGUUCGUGGUGAAGAAAGCUGAGUUCAGCAGUCUGUUGUUCCAUCCAGCUCUCAUCUCGUGACUGCAUGCUUGUAUUCGUCUUCCUGUGCAUGUUUUCAGUUUUUGGGUUUGUUUUCAGUAACCAUUGUUAUUAUUGCCAAGUUUGCCUCAAUUAUAUAUAGGUGUGUGUGUGUGUGUGUGUGUGUCUUGUUUGGGUGCCUUAACCCCUACAACUGUGUGUAUGUGUGACUGGAUUUAACAUGUGUGUCGUCUGCCUAAGCAGUGUGUGUGUGUGUGUGAGUGUGUGCGCGCGCAUCUUAGUUAUGUGUAUGAUUAAGACAUGGCAAGUCGGCCAGUCAGUCUCUGUGUGUGUGUGUGUGUGUGUGUUAGAUAUGAUGUGUAUGAUUGACAUGGCCUGCGUGUGUGUGUGUGUGUGUGUGUGUUAGAUAUGAUAUGUGUAUGAUUGACAUGGCCCACGUGUGUGUGUGUGUGUUAGAUAUGAUAUGUGUAUGAUUGACAUGACCCGUGUGUGUGUGUGUGUGUUAGAUAUGAUAUGUGUAUGAUUGACAUGGCCCACGUGUGUGUGUGUGUUAGAUAUGAUAUGUGUAUGAUUGACAUGACCCGUGUGUGUGUGUGUGUGUUAGAUAUGAUAUGUGUAUGAUUGACAUGACCCGUGUGUGUGUGUGUGUGUGUUAGAUAUGAUAUGUGUAUGAUUGACAUGACCCGUGUGUGUGUGUGUUAGAUAUGAUAUGUGUAUGAUUGACAUGGCCCACGUGUGUGUGUGUGUUAGAUAUGAUAUGUGUAUGAUUGACAUGACCCGUGUGUGUGUGUGUGUUAGAUAUGAUAUGUGUAUGAUUGACAUGACCCGUGUGUGUGUGUGUGUGUUAGAUAUGAUAUGUGUAUGAUUGACAUGACCCGUGUGUGUGUGUGUUAGAUAUGAUAUGUGUAUGAUUGACAUGGCCCACGUGUGUGUGUGUGUGUUAGAUAUGAUAUGUGUAUGAUUGACAUGACCCGUGUGUGUGUGUGUGUGUUAGAUAUGAUAUGUGUAUGAUUGACAUGACCCGUGUGUGUGUGUGUGUGUGUUAGAUAUGAUAUGUGUAUGAUUGACAUGGCCCGCGUGUGUGUGUGUGUUAGAUAAGUGUAUGAGAAUGAAAUGACCCAUGCGCAUUAUCUUUAAAUUUGUGUAUGAUUAUGACACGACCUGUCUGUGUGUGUGUGUGUGCGCGCGUGUGUGUGUGUAUGAAUGUGGGCGCCUUAUCUUUAAAUUUGUGUAUGAUUAUGACACGACCUGUCUGUGUGUGUGUGUGUGUGUGUGCGUUAGCUUUAGAUAUGUUUAUGAUUAUGAUCUGACCUGUGUGUGUGUGUGUGUGUGUGUGUGUGGUUUACCGCUUAUCAGUGAAUUAUUCUCUGUUUCGAUUCUGUGAGUUUAUUAUAAUUUUUCAGAACUGUCGCUGUUUCAAAUAUCAUAUCGAAGCACAAGACCAUUAUGUAAAAGAUGAUGAAAAAGAAGGCGGGUUCAUAUUCUUUCAGAGACUAGGACCAUCACGAUAAUCCGAAUCGUUACAACUCUAUUAUUCUGAUUUUUGUUUUUUUACGACAAAAAAAAAAGUAGACAUGUUGCCUGAUAGUCCAGUCAUCAUCUUUCCAGAUACUAGACUGUUCUAUUUAUCUAUGAAGGUAUAAUAAAAUAUCAUUGAAAAUUUUA
Messenger RNA from Hemibagrus wyckioides, 4929 nucleotides. RefSeq names its product acid-sensing (proton-gated) ion channel 1b (gene asic1b). The record is from RefSeq and is a predicted model, not a curated record. The transcript is spliced from 11 exons. NCBI's taxonomy places the organism in Eukaryota, Metazoa, Chordata, Actinopteri, Siluriformes, Bagridae. Gene Ontology annotation, cellular component: membrane. The coding region runs from base 1119 to 2693 and encodes 524 amino acids. Gene Ontology annotation, biological process: sodium ion transmembrane transport.